GGAAAUACAACAGUAUCUGACAUCUGGAAGAAUAAAGGAAGCCAAACUCUCUUCAUCUCAGUGGUCAGCUGUAGUUUUUGUGUUGUUGACAUCAGAAGAGGAAUUGAAUGAGUUUUGUCUUGAUAAAUUUGUUAAAGAAAAGAAUAAGGCUGAAAACAUGAAAGUUCUUCAGAAGUUGCUGCCUGUGAUUAAAGAAUCCAGAUCAGUUCAGUUGAGUUAUUGUGGCGUCACAGAUGAAGGUUGUUCUGCUCUGGCUUCAGCUCUGAGAUCAAACCCCUCACACCUGAGAGAACUGAGUCUAUCUGGGAAUAAAAUAAGAGACUCGGGAGUGAAGCAUCUCUGUGCUGUACUGAAGGAUCCUCGCUGUAAACUGGAGAAACUGAGGUUGAGUGAUUGUGGUGUCACAGAUGAAGGUUGUUCUGCUCUGGCUUCAGCUCUGAGAUCAAACCCCUCACACCUGAGAGAACUGAGACUGUCUGGGAAUAAACUAAGAGACUCGGGAGUGAAGUUACUCUCUGAUCUGAAAGAUGAUCCAUGUUAUAAACUGGAGAGAUUAUACUACUGACUCUCAGUAUUUAGACGUCAGUUCAGUUUCCUCAGGAUCAGCUGAUGGUGAAUAAGAGCUGUAUACAGAGAAAAAUGAUCAAAUAUUUCCAAAUCAUCCUCACAUUGAUUGGAUCCUACUGUGACGAGAGCGAGUCCCCAUCUGUUAUGCAGAUUUAAAA
This is a messenger RNA of Cyprinus carpio (common carp), 725 nucleotides long. RefSeq names its product ribonuclease inhibitor-like. NCBI's taxonomy places the organism in Eukaryota, Metazoa, Chordata, Actinopteri, Cypriniformes, Cyprinidae. The coding region runs from base 158 to 565 and encodes 135 amino acids. The transcript has 4 exons. The record is from RefSeq and is a predicted model, not a curated record. Gene Ontology annotation, molecular function: protein binding.